Trachymyrmex cornetzi is the source of this 737-nucleotide messenger RNA. Its product is annotated as dual specificity protein phosphatase 19. Gene Ontology annotation, cellular component: cytoplasm. Gene Ontology annotation, biological process: regulation of MAP kinase activity; protein dephosphorylation. Lineage: Eukaryota; Metazoa; Arthropoda; Insecta; Hymenoptera; Formicidae. The transcript has a single exon. The record is from RefSeq and is a predicted model, not a curated record. Bases 138 to 737 code for a protein of 199 amino acids. Gene Ontology annotation, molecular function: JUN kinase phosphatase activity.
UCAAUGUAUAAAAUAGAAUCUAUUGUAUCAUUUGGUAGAUAAUGACGUUAAUACAUGAUCUUUUUUAACGAAUGUAUUUGACAUCCUGAUAUCUAAUGUCAAUAUCUAUAUAAUAAAUACUUACUAAUUUUUGCACGAUGGAUUUACGAGAUCUUAUCGCGAAAAAAAAAUCGUCGUUAAAAUCAUGUAAAACAGUGAUAACGGAUCAGUUUGGCAACAAAUAUGAAAUCGAACAUGGUCAAGUGAAGAAAUUAGAAAAAAGUCUGCCAUUCGUGGUAGAUGAAAAACCUGACUUGCAUGUAGCCAGUAUAAUACCAGGAUUGUACCUCAGUUCUCAAGAUCCAGCGGUUUGCAAUGAUAUAUUAAAAAAGUAUGAAAUACGACAUAUUUUGAGUAUAGGUGUCAACCUUUCCGAAAAAUAUGAUGACAUUCAGUAUCAUAUCUGUGACUUGUUAGACUUGCCGGAAUCGAAUAUAUUGCCAUCGAUAAAAAAAUGUGUUAAUAUCAUACACACGAAUCUUAAAGAAAAUAUUCUUGUGCAUUGUAACGCUGGAGUAUCUCGUUCUGCCAGUAUUGUUAUCGCUUAUUUAAUAAUUAUUAUGAAAUUAUCAUAUGACGAAGCUUAUAAUAUAGUGAAAAGAGCAAGAAGUUGUAUCAGGCCUAAUGAUGGAUUCGUGAAACAACUACGUAGUAUUGAAAAUACAACUUUUGUUUAUGAAUCAUGUUUCAAUAUAUGA